GCCCGCGUGAGACAGGGAGAUGUCUGGCUGACCGGGGCGGCUGAGGCCUUGCAGCUCUGGGGAGUGGGUUGCAUCUGCCCAAGCGCAAGGGGACGGACAAUGAGGCCCCCGGGGAAAGGGAGGCCCAGCAAAGGACAGCGUACGGGGUGAGGUGCAGUGCUCCCUGCACUCACCAUGGCCAUGAGGGAGCUGGUGGAGCCUGAGUGCGGGGGUUCUAACCCCCUUAUGAAGCUGGCUGGCCACUUCACCCAGGACAAGGCCCUGCGGCAGGAGGGGCUCCGACGUCCCUUGGCCUGGCCCCCUGCAGGUCUUGGGGCAGAGGCAGUGACCAAACCUUUGGGAGUGGCCUCUGAAGAUGAGCUGGCUGGAGAAUUCCUACAAGAGCAGAAUGCCCCCCUGCUCUCCCGUGCCCCGCAAACCUUUAAAAUGGAUGAUCUGCUGGCUGAGAUGCAGGAGAUUGAGCAAUCUAGCUUCCGCCAAGCCCCACAGCGAGCUCCAGGUGUGGCAGCCCUGGCUCUAUCUGAGAACUGGGCCCAGGAAUUUCUGGGGGCUGCGUAUACUACAACUGAUGUCUCCCCAGAUUACAAUGAGGCUGACUGGUCGCAGGAGUUCAUUGCGGAGGUGACAGACCCUCUAUCUGUAUCUCCUGCCAAGUGGGCAGAAGAAUAUCUGGAGCAGUCAGAGGAGAAGUUGUGGCUGGGGGAAACAGAAGACCAGUCACUGGCAGAUAAGUGGUAUGAGGAAUAUCAGCCUGAGGAUGAUCUUAAGAAAACUGCCAACGAUUUCCUUUCUAAAGUGGAUGACCCCAAACUCAACAAUUCUGAGUUCCUAAAGUUUGUCCGCCAGAUCGGAGACGGGAGGGUGUCGAUCGAGGCUAAUCAGGUGACCCUGACCCCCAGAGACCAGGAUCAGGCAGAGCAGUGGGCAGCUGAGUUUAUACAGCAGCAGGGGGUGUCGGAUGCCUGGGUGGAUCAGUUCACCCGAACUGGGAAUGCGUCAACUCUGGAUACAGAAUUUGAGCAGGCCAAGACUGCUCUAGAGAUGCUUCUCACCACAGGCUGGCUGGUUGUCCUUCAGCCAGGCUCUCCCCUUUUAUCAGCACUUCAGUCGCUUGGUGGUGAUGUCUGUAGAUGGAGGCGGAAGACAGAGUCAGAUGUGGAUUUCUGGGACAAGCUUCAGGCAGAGUGGGAGGAGAUGGCCAAGCGAGAUGCAGAGGCUCACCCCUGGCUCUCCGAUUAUGAGGACCUCAGUACCUCCUCCUAUGACAAGGGUUACCACUUUGAGAAGGACAAUCCCAUGAGGGAUCAUCCGCAGGCAUUUGAAGAGGGGCUGAAGUGUCUGGAGAAGGGUGACCUCCCCAAUGCUGUCUUGCUCUUUGAGGCUGCGGUGCAGCAGAAACCUGACCACAUGGAGGCCUGGCAGUACCUGGGAACCACCCAAGCAGAGAAUGAACAAGAGCUGUCUGCAAUCAGUGCCCUCAGGCAGUGCCUGGAGCUGCAGCCAGGGAACCUCACUGCACUCAUGGCUUUGGCCGUCAGCUUCACCAAUGAGUCUCUGCAGAAGCAGGCAUGCGAAACCCUGCGUGACUGGCUGCGCCACAAGCCAGCCUAUGCCCACCUGAUGGGGAAGGAGCCGGAAGGGAGCAGCUUGGCAUCCAGCUUGGGGUCCUCCAAGCGCAUCCUGGGCUCCCUACUGUCUGACUCCUUGUUCAUGGAGGUGAAGGACCUGUUCCUGGCAGCCGUGCGCAGUGACCCCUCGGCCGUGGACCCCGAUGUGCAGUGCGGCCUGGGCGUCCUCUUCAACCUAAGCGGCGAGUACGAGAAGGCUGUGGACUGUUUCAGUGCCGCGCUGAGCGUGCGCCCCAACGAUCACCUCCUGUGGAACAAGCUGGGUGCCACUCUGGCCAAUGGGAAUCGCAGUGAGGAGGCUGUGGCUGCCUAUCGCCGGGCACUGGAGCUGCAGCCAGGCUACAUCCGCUCCCGCUACAACCUGGGCAUCAGCUGCAUCAACCUGGGGGCCCAUCGUGAGGCAGUGGAGCACUUCCUGGAGGCCCUGCACAUGCAGCAGAAGAGCCGGGGCCCACGGGGCCAGCAAGGUGCCAUGUCUGACAACAUCUGGAGUACCCUCCGCAUGGCCCUCUCCAUGCUGGGCCAGAGUGAUCUGUAUGGGGCAGCCGAUGCCCGUGACCUUCCCACCCUGCUCCAGGCCUUUGGCCUCCAGCAGUGACUCAAGGACGGGCUCCCCUGUGAGUGCAGGGUGGGCCCGGGCCAGUAGUUAUGUCCCACAAACCCCUUCUGGGGGGAAAAAAAAGGUUUACUGGGGUUCACACACAUCUAUUCUUCAGUUGCUGGGGGCAAGUCAUUGGCUGCCAUUUCUGUAGGACCUCCCACAGUAGAGGGUAACUUCUCUCACCUGCAUCUUGUGGCCUGAGCAUCUGUGAGCAGCUCAUGUGGCACCAUCUCCCCACAGGACUCUGACCCUCCACAGGGACAUGAGCUGCUGGCACUGGGAAGCAAAUCAGUGGGGGGUGGAAGGGAUGGGGAAAUAGGAAUGUAUCAGGAUCACUUCUUAUAAGAUAAAAUAAAAAAGCUUGCGUUUUGUGAUACCCUCCAAUAGUAGCCCCAGUUGCUCAUGUCAGACCCUGUCAUAACAAUCCUGUCCAGCGGAGACUGUCGGCUCAAGCAACUGGCUCUGGGUGUGCCGGUUAGGGUUAGAAAGUAGGAUUACUUUCUAGUGCUGGGGCUGCCCGUCCUGGUUUGCUGUGAGAUCUGAGAGUGUCUGGGCUACUAACCCUAGGUCUUUCCCAACUGAGCAUGCAGCCCCACCCCCACCACGUGUGUGCAGUGGGUAGGUCACUUUGUGAGGCUUGUAGGUUUUUUUCCCCUCCUUCCAGGUACUAAUAACAGUGUCCUGGUUCUGAGCAUCUCACUGGGCUCACGCUCACUUGGGAUUUGGGAGAAGGCUCUGAGACUGCAGUGGGGAGAAGAGUCCCUGGGGCUGAGUUCAGGGGGGUCACCCAGGGACUGGGGGAAAGCUGACUAACUAUAAAAGCACCUUGGCCAAAAGCAGGGGUGGGGGUAAGGUCUUAAGUUUCACUUGAUUGUCUGUCAUUGUAGAAUAAAUUGGGAAUUAUUUUCUCUGUGCAGAUGGUCCUCCCCAGCCUGUAAUUGAAUCUUGUGAAUUAUAAAUAUCUGUAUAUGAUUUUUGGAGGGAAAGUUUUUUUAAUUGUAAAAUAUUUUGUAUAAUAGAAGGGAAAAAAUUAAACUCAUCAAAAUAU
This is a messenger RNA of Caretta caretta (loggerhead turtle), 3277 nucleotides long. RefSeq names its product peroxisomal biogenesis factor 5 (gene PEX5). Gene Ontology annotation, molecular function: protein binding. The record is from RefSeq and is a predicted model, not a curated record. NCBI's taxonomy places the organism in Eukaryota, Metazoa, Chordata, Testudines, Cheloniidae. Gene Ontology annotation, cellular component: cytosol; peroxisomal membrane. Gene Ontology annotation, biological process: protein import into peroxisome matrix, docking.